AUGGCGUCUGGCUGGUUCAGCUCAUCGUCGAGCGACCCAACGCGUCCUCCGGACGUUCGCGUCCAAGUUGCUGAACAGAAACCUCACGACUUCUACCUGCAGCCCGGCUCGGGAAGCAGCCCAAGACCCGCCACCAACCGCUCAGCGGGCUCAGUACCUGCGGCUUAUGUGGAUACGACUCAUUCCAAGGUCCAUGUCCACAAUGCUUCACUUUUCGAUGUAGGCAUCCUGAAAGACACGCUUGUCCCAUCACUCACCCUGCAUUCUGGCUUGGCCAUCAUUGCGUACGGAGCUGCGCGAUACACAAAUCGCGUCGAAGCCAAGGACUGGCUUUGGCCCAGUGGUCAGGUCGUGAACGCCUGGUGGUCUGCCGUUGGACGCCGUCUUGCUCAAGGCUACACCGUCUCGCAAGCGUUCAGUCGUCUAUCAUGGCACGAGCGUGUUAUCCUUACGGGCGUUACAUUAUGGGGAGGACGUCUCUUUUACCGCAUCGUUAAUCGUUCCAUCCAACGAGGCGAGGACGACCCACGAUAUGCCGAAGUCAAGAAGGAGGAGGGCUUCUGGAACAGCGCGUUGUUCAAAGUCUUCAUACCCGAGGCCUUCUUCCAGAUGCUCAUCAGUCUGCCGUUUACCGCACCAUUCCGACACGAGGGUGCUGUCAUGACAGGCUAUCACCCCUUUGUUCAGAUGUUUGCUGUCGGCUUGUUCUCUUCAGGAUUGGCGAUGGAGACACUUGCAGACUACCAGCUAGAUCAGUUCAAGGCCGAAGGCAAUAAGGGCAUCAUGCGCGAAGGAGUAUGGAGCAUUGUCCGCAACCCCAACUACCUCGGUGACGCCCUCGUACACAUCUCCUUCAUCGUCAUGCUUUACGGCUCAGACAUGCUUGCCCCUAUCGAACUCCUAGGCCCCGCCGCGAAUUACGCCUUCCUCCGCUUCUUUGGCGGCGACGCCGAGAAAGAGAAACACCAAGAACGCCGAUACUCCGCAUCUCACCCCGAGAAGUUCCGCGAAUUGGAGAAGUUCCGAGCGGAUAAGAAUGCUUUCUGGCCGAGCGUAGAUGAGCUAAGCAACAAAUGGUUGUGGACUGUUUUGGGUGUUGGAGGCUUGGGUAUCGCAGUCGAGCAAACGCUUCGGGCGCUGCACUAG
Alternaria incomplexa is the source of this 1146-nucleotide messenger RNA. RefSeq lists its product as uncharacterized. Bases 1 to 1146 code for a protein of 381 amino acids. The record is from RefSeq and is a predicted model, not a curated record. Gene Ontology annotation, cellular component: membrane. The transcript is spliced from 2 exons. NCBI's taxonomy places the organism in Eukaryota, Fungi, Ascomycota, Dothideomycetes, Pleosporales, Pleosporaceae.